AAAAGCGUGUUGAUGAUUUAUCAUAAAACAUUGUCUAUGGGUCUGUCACUUUUAGGACUGUGCACGCCCUCCCACCAUUCAGAUCUUGUUUGCCUUUCAAAUUCUGAGACCCAUGUUAUUUCCUGCACUGUUUGCUCUACUGUUUUAAGUGGUGUAAACAGGUCUUCUGGUCACAAUAUGAGCCUCUACCUCGCAUCUGAUCACUGGUUAACUAUUCUUUACACCCCGUACAAACAAGAAGCAGCGGUAAAUCUUCUCCCGUAAACUAGCCUCAGCUGUGUGAAACAACAGUUUAUGACCCGUUUUAUCUUCGUGACACCGUCCGCAUACCUGCAUGUGCGAUCAGCCGUUGCUGCGGCAGCAAGUUCAUACAAGUUCCUCCGGGGUUAUGAAGCAGUCAAUGAGAGCAUGCUUGCCAUUGUCCUCGAGAACUUUAAAAGGACCACAAUUUGGAACGAGUAAGCCAGGAGGCCUGUUGCAAGGAUGACCAGCAGCACGAAAAUAUCUCUGCAAUGCCAGGAGGGCAAUGUGCUUCGGGAAACGUGUUAAGAAUAGACCGACUAUAGAGCACGCUCCUGUCUUCUGUUGUCUGAGGACAGACGGUUGGCCUCAGAGGGCAGGCGGAGAGGUACGGCGGAGUACUCCGUUUGGUCUGCCAAGCUUGUUGGUUUGUUGGAGUUGGUCGGGAAGGAUUUCGUCCCCAACAACUGGACUCAGCUGACCUUUGGCAGGAACGGUAGACGUGGAGAACGGAUGAGUGGCGAGAUGCAGAGUGAACCGUUACCUGCGGGAUUUUUUUAGACGUUAUUUAGCAACAGCAAAAGUGGGGGAACUUUAUUAACUGUAGACACGGUAGACAUGGUGGGAUCAAGUGUCUCUGAAAUCCUCUUCAUCUCUGUCAACCGCAGCAUCACUUUGAUGGGAAAGGUGUGGCUCGUUGUAAUGAUCUUUCUCCGGGUCCUGAUCCUCCUCUUCGCCGGCUACCCUCUCUACCGGGACGAGCAGGAGAGAUUCGUCUGUAACACCAUCCAACCUGGUUGUGCCAACGUCUGCUACGACCUCUUCUCUCCUGUCUCCCUGUUCCGUUUCUGGCUGGUGCAGCUCGUCGCCUUGUGUCUGCCUUACGUCGUCUUCGUCAUCUACGUGGUCCAUAAGGUGUCGGGCGCCCUCUCGGUGGCUCCGAACCCGACCGGACACGCCAAGACCUUUCAGAUGUUCAAGGUCCACAAGGAGCAGUUCAACAAGAUGUGUGUAAACAAGGUGCCAGUGGUGGUUGAGCAGAAAGGGGCACUGCGGUGCUUCACGGGAGCCUACAUCCUCCAUCUGCUGUUCAGGACGCUUUUGGAAGCGGGCUUUGGGGCGGCUCAUUAUUAUAUGUUUGGUUUCUACGUCCCCAGGAGGUUUUUGUGCCAGCACGCUCCGUGCACCACCCAGGUGGACUGCUACAUCUCCAGGCCCACCGAGAAGACCGUGAUGCUCAACUUUAUGCUCGCUGUGGCGGCCCUGUCCCUUUUCCUCAAUGUGCUGGAUUUCAUUUGGGCCAUCAAACGGUCGCUGAAGCACAACACCAAGAGGAAGACGACGCGUCAGAAAACCUUUGAGGAGGAGCUCUGCUUCCUCUCGGCUGGUGUCGCGUCCACAGGCAUGGAUGCAAACCCAUCUCCUACUCAACAAGAUCAAAAGGCACAACCUGGGAACACUGAAAGUUUCAGGAAGAGGCGCGGCAGCAAAGGCUCUUGUGGAGGAGGGAAACUUUCUUCAGGUCAGGAGGCGUCCUCCCUGGAGCGGUGCUCUCACCCUUGUUCUUCUGGAGCUCCGUGCUGUAACAGUGGUAACAAUGACGUCUUGACCUCCCAGGAGGAGGUUCUGGAGAGGAGUGGCAGCGAGGUUGCCCUCUGUCCCCAGGAGACUGCGGGGACUCCAAGAUCCAUUAGAGUCAACAAACGUAGCAGAGUUAAACCUCCCCCUCCGCCCAGGCUGGACCUCAGGCUACCCUCUGGGGAUUUGGAAGACCCGGUCAGGGAGGUUUUCACGACAACGGCAGUCUGUACCGGGAGGGUGGGUCAGUAUUCACUGUUUGAACUAGGAAACGGUGUUGAACUUCAAAGCAGUGAAGGUGGGCAGGAGAAACGAUCAGAGUGGGUGUGAGUUUUAGGCUGUAGUUUCUGUUAUUAGUGGCUUUCUAUCUACCUCGUUUUGUUUUUUUUAAACCCAGGCUGCUGUGUAGUUUGAGAAUUUUAACUGGAAUGACAAUCUCCACAAAAAUUUUAUGUAUCAUAAUUAGAGAUGCACCAAGCAGAGAGUUGUGGGUCAUACUAUGAUUUCCAACUUUUGUGAAGCUCUAAUCUGCUGAAACUGAUUUUAUUAUAUUUCAAUUUCUCUUUGGGGAUUAUAAUUAACAGUGUUCACAGUAUUUUAUUCUACUGCUCUUUCCACAAGGAAACAUAAUCAUGUCUAGGCUAAUGGGAGCAGACACGUCACCUUGAGUAAUGUUUUACAUUUAAAAACAAGCAUAGACUGAUUUGGAGUUGGCAUGUUAGAUUGCCUUUAGCACCGUACAUUAGCAGUUAGCACUCCUAGCAUUACUACCGGUAAGUUUCCAUUGAGAGAAUGCCGACCACGACUUUUAUCCAAAGGUUUCCCCAAAACUGGAAGCAAUUUGGAACCCAGCAUGGUUCUAUUAAGGAUGAAACAGAGGGAUAUCACUGUCAUACAUUUCUUCUUCAGGUCAAAUAACCCUUUGUUAAACGACUCCAAGCUAGGUCUGUGUUGACGUUGAAAUGAUGUGGCUGGAGACUUAUUUUGGUAAUCCAAAAACAACCAGCACUGUGAAGCUACUAAAUAACUUGGAGUGUUUUUCACUCCGUAACAGAGUACCUGUAGUCAUUACUAGUCCAACCUGGAUAGUUCUUGAUCAUGGUGUGUUUACUGAUUGGAAAAAGAUUGGGUAUUUCAGUUUCCAGCUGACUGGUUUGCCCCGAUCAGGCUGGAAAUCGAUCUAGUGGGUUUUGGUGCUUUUUUUUAUGUGCUGUCUCCUUUAGGACACUUGCCCUGUGAUGCUAACUGACAAAAAUUCACCCACCUCCUGAACCAAAGUCAGGAAUGACAGAACCAUUUUCAAUAAGGUGCCAUUGAGUGAGUGUUGCUCUUAGGGGGGACAAAAUAACUCUGCUGCAGCCCACCUGUUUGUUUCCAUGUGGAUUUUACCCCCACCUUCACCAUCACUGACCACAACAAAGGCAAGUCUGGACCUGGCCUCUGUACGCCACCCCCUCGGAAGUCCCUUAAUAUGACUCCAGCUAAAUAGCCCUGCUUUUGAGCUUGGAUCAGAGGGGUCAAAGUGGACAGGAGCAGCUUCUGGCCUGGGGUCCUACAGAUGAGCUAAAAUGAGAGACAAGGCCGUUACCCAGCCCAUAGAUGGGGAGAGAGAGGAUUCCUCCUGCAGAGCCAAGGACACUAUGAAGGCCCCUAAAGCUGACUUGAGGCUGAUCACUAAUUAUGCUCCCCCGUAGGGGCCCUGUAUUCAUGGCGACAGCUUGUCACUCUAUUUCAGGGCCUCUCGGAGCUCAGGAGGAAUACAAACCUCAGCACACCUCCACACUAGAAAUAGAGCCCAGAGCAGGGGAGUGCUGACCGUUGCCCUGCAGGAUCUCUGCACCGUGUGUCGGCGGGGGCUUUAGUUUCACCUUGGUCAACGCUUAAAUUAAUGUGACACCGACGUCCCACGGUGACACAUGCCUGUCAUAGCCAGUAAGACGUGUUGCUGUGUUUACACGGCCAGGGAAACCACGAUAAAUGAUUUGCACAAAACGAGUGCAAUAAAUCCUCAGCAUGGCUGUCUGAGUCGCUGUCUAGCUGAGGGGCUUAUCUUUGUGUAAAGAGAUAGCGCUUGAUGUUUUUCUUCUUGUGGCCUUUUUGAAGACGGCGACAAAAGCUCCCAGACUCGUAUCUUGGAUUGGUACAGACAGAUGCACCCUGACCCAUGUGUGAUAAACGGUUUUUGAAUUUCUGACACCAAAGUGUCUUUGAUUUUUGCUUUCAGUGUCCGGCUGGGCUUACGUUUAAUCUGAAAUGAAUCUGGUGAAAUUCUUAAGUGCUAAAACUGUCACACUUAAAAAAACACUUUGCGCUUUUAUAGUCACUUUACAUUGACUUCCGUUAUGUUGUUCCAAUUUAUACACUUGUUGUCAUUAGCUGUGUUACCAACAGAGCCUAGCAAAAGUACUUACGCACAUCUUUGAACUUUCCUACAUUUUUUUUCUUCUUAGACAGACUUCAAGAUAUUUUCUUUGGAUUUUAUGAGACAACCAAACAGAAAAUGGUACGUGAUUAUGGAGUGGAAGAAAAACACAUGCACACUUUUCAAAUAGUUUUAGAAAUAUCCUAAUCCUGAGCCAUAGAUUGUCUUUAGAUUAGGUUAUGAACUUUAAAUGUUUCACAUUAGUGUGCUUCCUGUACAAUACGCCAUUGUUGCGCUGAUUGCAUGUCGGGCCGCUGUGCUCCUGGCUUCUUUGUGUCUAAUAACACAUUUCUGUCACAGCUUUUCAUCUCCAAUUCUGAACCACACAAGCACUUAAGAUAUAUCAGAUUUUUUCCCCAAACCAUGUUUCCUUCAGGAGCACUUUUUCAAUCAAGUCUAUUGUGUAGUAAGAGUUUCUUCUCGAAUACUAGCGUUUUGAAACUCUGCUGCCCUCUAGUGCCACAGAAUGAUAAAUGCAGCCUCAUAUUGUAUUCCCUGACCUAAAUCAACCCCUUUGGUUUAUUCUCGGCUGUAUCUCUGUUUGUUUUAAAAUACUGCGUGACUCAAGCAGUGACUGCCAGUUUUAUAUGCCAUGUAGUUUAGUGAUUUCAAAUCGAUUGUUAGAAGGACUUCACUCUUUUUUUUAUGCUUGUGUACAAUAUAUCUUUUUUCUGUU
This is a messenger RNA of Fundulus heteroclitus (mummichog), 4916 nucleotides long. Its product is annotated as gap junction delta-4 protein. Gene Ontology annotation, cellular component: connexin complex. Lineage: Eukaryota; Metazoa; Chordata; Actinopteri; Cyprinodontiformes; Fundulidae. Gene Ontology annotation, biological process: cell communication. Bases 859 to 2148 code for a protein of 429 amino acids. The record is from RefSeq and is a predicted model, not a curated record. The transcript has 2 exons.